AUGGAUAAUAAGACGAGCAGCAGCAUCGCCAAUGUUCCCAACCCCGCCGCCGAUCCCUACGUGCAGUUGGCAGAGGCAGCAGCCGAGAAGCAGUCGCCGGCCAAGCACGCGCUGCUGGCUCUCGUGUGCCUGCUCCGCGUCGGCGUGAUCGCGCUCAUGGCCAGUAGCAUCCUUCGGUCGGCGUGGCGGGCGCGCGGCGACCCGUGGGAGCUGGCCUUUGUCGCCGGGCCCAGCGCGCUCCUCGCCGCGAUCUUCGUGUGCCUCCACCGCGCCGAGCGGCUCACGCCGGAGUCGCCCCACGGGGAGCGGUGGCGCCUGCAGGUCGCCGUCUGGGCUCUGUCCACCGCCAUGAGCUGCGUGUUGGCGUACCGGGUGUCGCUGGCCAUGCCGGCCGCGCUACUGGUGACCGUCGUAUGGUGCAUGACGUCGUUCGUCGUGGUCAUCGGCUUCUACAUGCUUGUGCUCUGCAAAGACCGACAGUACCAACGCGUGGAGGAGGUCCACGACGAUGCUGAAGACGAUGGCAAGCGCAAGCCCAGAAACAAAACUAGGCCUGCUGACCAAUUGGUUUAG
Molecule: messenger RNA, 573 nt
Organism: Miscanthus lutarioriparius
Lineage: Eukaryota; Viridiplantae; Streptophyta; Magnoliopsida; Poales; Poaceae
Source: the annotation of a GenBank genome assembly